UCUCUGUCUUCAUUUCUCCCAUCUUUCCCUCUGUUGAUACCCAAUCUAUGAACAUGGCGGCCCCCGAGAUUCCCGCGAAGCAAAAGGCUAUUAUCUAUGACAAGCCUGGCACAGUCUCAACAAAAGUCGUAGAGCUUGACGUACCGGAGCCUGGUGCUAAUGAGGUCUUGAUCAAUCUCACUCACUCCGGCGUGUGCCAUUCGGAUUUCGGCGUCAUGACUAACACGUGGAGCAUCCUACCCUAUCCCACUCAGCCCGGACAGGUUGGUGGCCACGAGGGUGUCGGAAAGGUCGUGAAGCUCGGCGCAGGCGCCGAAGCCUCAGGCCUUAAGAUUGGAGAUCGAGUCGGAAUCAAAUGGCUUGCGAGUACAUGCGGACAGUGUGGUGAGUACAUCUGUUCCCAAAGUCCCGAACGCAUGUUAAGGAGCAUAGCCCCAUGCCAGGAUGGUGCGGACGGCCUCUGCUUCAACCAAAAGGUAUCUGGAUACUACACUCCCGGCACAUUCCAGCAGUACGUCCUCGGACCAGCUCACUACGUUACACCAAUUCCGGAUGGCUUACCCUCCGACGAAGCCGCCCCCCUGCUAUGCGCCGGUGUGACCGUCUACGCCGCCCUCAAGCGCAGCAAAGCCCAACCGGGCCAGUGGAUAGUGAUCUCCGGCGCUGGUGGCGGCCUCGGCCACUUGGCGGUCCAGAUCGCCAGCAAGGGCAUGGGCCUGCGCGUGAUUGGCGUGGAUCACCCUAGCAAAGAGGAGCUCGUGAAGAACUCCGGCGCCGAACACUUUGUCGACAUCACCAAAUUCCCCAUUGACGACAAGUUCGAAGCCAUCUCCGCACACGUCAAGGGGCUCACCACUGCUGGUCUCGGCGCACACGCCGUCAUUAUCUGCACAGCAUCCAACAUCGCCUACGCACAGAGCCUGCUCUUCCUCCGAUACAACGGCACAGCAGUCUGCGUUGGGAUCCCAGAGCACGAACCGCAGGCCGUUGCGACCGCGUUCCCUGGCCUCUUCAUCGGCAAGCAUCUCAACCUAACGGGCUCAGCCGUGGGUAACCGCGCUGAGGCUAUUGAGACGAUGGAAUUCGCUUCGCGCGGCGUGAUCAAGGCGCACUUCCGCACGGCAAAUAUGGAAGCGCUGACUGAUGUGUUCAAGCAGAUGGAGGCAGGCACGCUGCAGGGUCGUGUCGUGAUCGAUCUGUCUUAGCGUAUGUUAUGUAUAUUAUAGUUGCAGUCGCCUGAUUUAGCCCCGCUUCUAGUUUCCUUCUCGAAUCUUUCUCGAAUUACUACUGUGCCCUAGGUCGGAGACUAGCGCGACACAUCGAACUUAGCUAGGUAAGGUGUAUAUGCACUAUAAUGAGAAGUCGUAGCAAGAAGCCCUAAACAGCCACCGUCAUAAAAGUCAUGUAUCAGGAGAGACUCAAGCAAAUCGCGCGGUAGACAUAAUAGGCAAGGGUAUCGGCAACAUCGACAAACAAGACAUGCUCUCAUGAGUGCGAGCGAAGACGACAACCACCGUUGACAAACACAAGGGGAAAAAAAAAAUCCAAGGCACUGAGGCAAAAAUGAUAGCGAUAUAUAUCGUUCAUAGGACGGAAUCGUAAUCAUCGCAAUCGCUUCCCACUCCCCUCACCCUGCGCACCUUCGCGCCCUCCAGCAGAACGUUUCCUCGCUAGCCCUACACCGAUUCCACCCGUCGCUGUGCCAAUUUCUCCAGCCUCCGCGGCGCGGACGAGGGCGUCGAGUUUUAGUAUGUAAGCCCUCGGCGCUCGGUUGACUUCAUUCCUAUUCAGUAUAGCCCUUAGCUGGCUUUUGAACUGGUGGAGAUCCGCACCCGGUAGGCAUUCUAGGGCGUCAAGGAUAAAGUAUGAUUCCGUUUCAUCCGUUGUCCCAAUCAGCUGGUGGUAGAUGUUCCGCGUGUCUUCAUCUUCAUUUGCGAAGGAUGUCUGGCCGUAUUUGUUAUUAUCCAGUGCGUCUUUGUUCCUGUUGCUGAUGUCUCCGAGGAGCGUGACGAGUGUCUUGACGGCGCCGAGCCUGCCGUGGGGGUCUCGAGAGAGGAUGUUGUCGUGAACGCUGUCGACACUUCUUCGAAGGGUCUCCACGACGGCGUAAAUGCUAACAUGAUUUCUCGCCUUGUCCUCGCCCGGGCGGCCGUAGUCCCAGCAGAAUCGGUCGA
Messenger RNA from Aspergillus calidoustus, 2174 nucleotides. The record is from the annotation of a GenBank genome assembly. NCBI's taxonomy places the organism in Eukaryota, Fungi, Ascomycota, Eurotiomycetes, Eurotiales, Aspergillaceae.